CUCUCCCCUCCCCUCCUCUCCUCUCUCCUCCCAUCUCUCCUCUCCCUCCCUCUCUCUCCACCCCCUCCCGCCGCGCCCGCCUCCCGCCCGCCCUCUCUCUUUCCCCUCCCGCCCCAGCACUGCAGCAUUCGCCGCCUGCAGCUCCAGCAGCCGCCUGCGUCCCUCCGGUCUCCGCAGCGCCCGCCGCCAGCACCAUGGCCAGCACCGUAUCCGCCUACAAGGAGAAGAUGAAGGAGCUAUCCGUGCUGUCGCUCAUCUGCUCCUGCUUCUACACUCAGCCGCAUCCCAACACCAUCUAUCAGUACGGUGACAUGGAGGUGAAGCAGCUGGACAAGCGGGCCUCUGGCCAGAGCUUCGAGGUCAUCCUCAAGUCUCCGUCUGAUCUGUCUCCGGAGAGCCCUGUACUCUCCUCCCCGCCCAAGAAGAAGGACACCUCCCUGGAGGAGCUGCAGAAGCGGCUGGAGGCAGCUGAAGAGCGGAGGAAGACGCAGGAGGCGCAGGUGCUGAAGCAGCUGGCGGAACGGCGCGAACACGAGCGUGAGGUGCUGCACAAGGCACUAGAGGAGAACAACAACUUCAGCCGCCUGGCGGAGGAGAAGCUUAACUACAAGAUGGAGCUCAGCAAGGAGAUCCGCGAGGCGCACCUGGCGGCGCUGCGUGAGCGGCUGCGCGAGAAGGCUCCCCACCCCACUGUCCCACAGGAGCUGCACGCGGCCGAGGUGCGUAGGAACAAGGAGCAGCGGGAGGAGAUGUCCGGCUAAGGGCUCUGGAUGGUGCCUGGACCCUGAGGGAGACAGAGCACACUUGGGUUUUGGUUUUGUUUUGUUCCACUCUGUCUAAACACCACUUGUGUGCCCACUCCCUUCCCCUCCCCACACCCCCAGCCUCAUGCUUCUCUUCUGCACUUGAGCUGUCCCGUCCUUGUGGUAAGUCUAGACCACAGGCUUUUCCUGGAGCACCGGGUCAGCAGACACAGUCCUUCCGUUCCCACACUGGCCAGGCGGCGGCCAGGUUCCCUCUCAGUGGCCCUGUGAGUGGAUGUGGUGGUGACCCUAAUAAAUCCAGGGCAGUGGCGUGGACUUCUGGCUUUGCAGGUCCUUAUGCUGAGCUGUGGGUCGGCACCUCAUCAAUGAGGGCAGGUUCUCAGGCCUCUCCCCUGGGCAAGGGGCAAAGACUGUGGGGGAGGGGCUUCACACAGGGAAGGGGAUGUGGGGGGAGGGCUGGCCUUGGAGGAGGAGGGACCUGAGGAUCACUGGGCAAGUGGGGCAAAGGCUCCCUGUCACUGUGGCUGCCCCUUGGGGCCUGUGUAUGCAGCAGGGCUUUUUGAACUGUUGGGUGGGUGGUAGGGGCUGCUGCCCUCUUUAACGUGGUUGCACAGGUGUCCUCUGAGGCCACCUGGCCUGAAGUGGACACUCUAGGCCUUCCUGGGAGCCUGCAGUCAUCUCAGAGGGACUGGAGUUGGGGGCAUGGCCUGGCCUGAGUCUCUUGGGGGUGGGACCCGGGAGCAUGCUGCUGUGGUCUAGAGGGCUGUGGGCAGCAUAGCUGGCCCCCACUCAGCAGUAACAGCCUAGGCACCUGUGUGGGACAGUCCCACUGCCCUUCCCCCUAAGGGCUUUGCAUCCUCAGAGCUCUUGGGUCUUGGCCCCCUCCUGCCCCCUCUGCUCUGGUUGCAUGCUCUCCUGACCACUGGACUUUCAGGCAGGCACGGCCAGGUGUGAGUGGCGGCCAGUCCUUGGCAGGGAGCUCUAAGGGAGGUUCCACAGGACCAGCUGUCCACAGAUUCUGAUAUUGGGAGGGCAGUGGGCAGGGUUUCCAAACUGCCCCCCACCCCUGCCCCCAAAGUCUAUCUUUGAAAUUCGAGGGGCCAGUGGGUCAGGCAGGAUCUAGGCCUCUUCUGCCAACAAGCCCCUGGGUUGGGUCCUAAUCCUCCCUCAUGUUGACCUUUGGAAAUGAUGCCUGCCUGGGCUUGAGGAGUCCUGUCUCUGUAUCCCUGCAGCAUCGCCCCUCCGUGGUCUGUGCUGUCUGCUCAGGGCACAGUGUGAGGAGGACAGACACAUUCUCUCAUGACCCAGAAGCUAAGGGCUGCAGCCCUGGGCCCUCAGCAGCCACCCUGCCAGAAAUCCACAGUAGGGGUCACUGGCAGCCAGAGAGCAAGUAGACACUGAUUCCUGUGGCAGGCUUGGGAGUGAGCAGGGACCCACUAGGACAGCCAAAGGGAGCAACACACCGGGACUGGAACCCGGUGGCCUCCAAGUGACUUUCCUGGGACUCAGAAAGGAAACCAAGGACUGGGGGCUUUUCUGGCACGGCGCUCACGUGGAAGCCUGGCGUGACAUGCACCCAUCUCACCAUGUAGUAAAGUGACUUGUAGUUCAAAUGAACAAUUAAAAAACCUGUGUGUAUAAGAAAUGGUUGAACUGUA
Molecule: messenger RNA, 2422 nt
Organism: Carlito syrichta (Philippine tarsier)
Lineage: Eukaryota; Metazoa; Chordata; Mammalia; Primates; Tarsiidae
Gene: STMN3
Product: stathmin 3
Exons: 5
Coding region: 195-761 (188 amino acids)
Biological process (GO): regulation of microtubule polymerization or depolymerization; microtubule depolymerization; neuron projection development
Cellular component (GO): cytoplasm; neuron projection
Molecular function (GO): tubulin binding
Source: RefSeq, a predicted model, not a curated record